Molecule: messenger RNA, 920 nt
Organism: Lacerta agilis (Sand lizard)
Lineage: Eukaryota; Metazoa; Chordata; Lepidosauria; Squamata; Lacertidae
Gene: CLRN1
Product: clarin 1
Exons: 3
Coding region: 126-824 (232 amino acids)
Biological process (GO): equilibrioception; sensory perception of sound
Source: RefSeq, a predicted model, not a curated record
CAUCUGUUAUCUUAAACCUUUGUUCUCAAGUGACACAGAGAGGAGAUGGUGCAAAACACACUUUGCUAAAGGUUUUAUCUGAGGCUGCAUUUUCCAGGUUGUUUGUAUGCCAUCCAGGAUUAUAUAUGCCAGCCCAACAGAAGAAAGUGUUAUUCUGCGUUGCUGGCGUGCUAAGUUUUGCUUGUGCUCUCAGUAUUGCAGCAGCCAUAGGAACUCAGCUGUGGCUCAGAGGAAGAAUACUCUGCAAAACUGGAGCGCUGCUUGUCAAUGCUACCGGCCAAGAAUUAGAGAAGUUUAUUGGUGAAAUUCAGUAUGGACUUUUCUAUGGGGAGAGGGUUAGACAAUGCGGGCUCGGAGGGAGACCUUUUCGGUUUUCAUUUUUUCCAGAUUUGUUCAAAGUUAUCCCUGCGAGUAUCCAUGUGAGUGUUAUCCUCUUCUCUUUGGCGUUGUUAGUGUUUGCCCUGAUUGAGACUGGGUUCUUCAUGUACAACGCAUUUGGCAAACCCUAUGAAACACUGCAUGGUCCACUAGGGCUGUACCUGUGGAGCUUCAUCUCAUUUUCUUGUGGCUGCCUCAUCAUGAUACUCUUUUCAUCAGAAGUGAAAAUCCACCACCUCUCAGAGAAAAUAGCUAAUUAUAAAGAAGGGAGCUUUAUUUUUAAAACUCACAGUGAGCAAUUUGCAAAUUCGUUCUGGAUCAUUCUGGUGUGCUCCUUGGUACACAUUCUGAACAUUUUGCUAAUACGCCUUGCUGGAUUUGAGUUUCCUUUUUCUAAGUCGAAAGAUUCAGAGACAGCAAAUGGAGCAGUCGAUCUAAUGUACUAGACAAGUUUUGAACCAUGUUUAAUGAAAAUGGUUCAUCAUGACCUUUUCCCCCCAAGACACCAAAUGUAAAUAGGUUUAAAGGAUGUUUUUUAAAAA